Ylistrum balloti is the source of this 5734-nucleotide messenger RNA. RefSeq names its product DNA-binding protein RFX2-like. Gene Ontology annotation, biological process: regulation of transcription by RNA polymerase II. The record is from RefSeq and is a predicted model, not a curated record. The transcript is spliced from 16 exons. NCBI's taxonomy places the organism in Eukaryota, Metazoa, Mollusca, Bivalvia, Pectinida, Pectinidae. Gene Ontology annotation, molecular function: RNA polymerase II cis-regulatory region sequence-specific DNA binding; DNA-binding transcription factor activity, RNA polymerase II-specific. The coding region runs from base 86 to 2413 and encodes 775 amino acids.
AGUUGCCGUAGGAAUAAACGCCAUAGACACCGUAGCUGUGACGACUGUUACCCGCCAACAACCUAAGUCCUGGGGCAGCUGAACAAUGGCAACCCAGACUUAUGUUACAGAUCUUCAAGCCAUGAAUCCAACUACACUGCUAAAUGUUCAACAGAAGACCCAAUCUGGUGGUCAGACUAUACACUCCCAAAGCCAGAAGUCGCAAAGUACAACUAUAAUUCAACCCUCCCAGGCACAUACUACACAGCAGUUUAUUGUCACCACCUCGGUUCCAGAUCAACAGCUAAAUGAACAAAACCAUGGACAAGACACAGUGACCCUUCAGCAAGGAGGACAGACGGUUUAUCCUACACAUGUUCAGUACGUAGACAGCAAUGAUCCUGCUCUCUACGCAUCUACGAAUGGGCAAAUGCAAACAACAUACCAAACAGACUACGGCCAGACAAUGUAUACACCUGUCUCUGGUACAUACUAUCAGACGUCAGGUGGGGCACAGGUGGCUGCGACAGGACUAGCCCAGGUUGGUACUGUACAAACUGUUCAAGGGCAGAUACUGCAGCAUCAGAGUGGCACCUACCUCAUACAAGGGGGAACCAUGGAUGGAGAGGGCACGCCCUUGACUCACACAACCCGGGCAUCACCUGCUACUGUAAGUGCUGUUCAAUGGCUGAUUGACAAUUAUGAGACGGCAGAAGGUGUUUCUCUACCACGGAGUACAUUAUAUAACCAUUAUUUAAGGCAUUGUCAGGAGCAAAAUCUUGACCCUAUGAACCCGGCUUCCUUUGGAAAACUCAUCAGAUCAGUGUUUUUAGGACUACGAACAAGACGAUUAGGGACUCGGGGUAAUUCAAAGUACCAUUACUACGGUAUCCGUAUCAAAGCCAAUUCUCCAUUGAAUCAGUUCACUGACGAUCAAACCAUGGCAAUGAGACAACAACCUAUGUAUCAGGGUAAAAAGUUUAAGAUGGAAGAUGGUGUGGAGGGAGGGCACCAUGCUCCUCCAGAUGCAGCCACUGCCCAGCAGCAGCAACAUCAACAGUUUCUUGGAGAUGCCUCUGGCGCACUCCCAAACUUUGGCGACAUAGACACUUCAUCGCCAUUACCUGAGGGUGUCACCGUCGACCAUGUACAUGCUUUUGACAAAAUGUAUACAGAGCAUGCAGAGGCUAUAGUUGAUGUGGUAGUUAACUUACAAUUUUCCCUGAUAGAAGCUCUGUGGCAAGGUUUCUGGCGGAAUCAACCAGCAGACCAAUUAACAGCUGACAAUGAUUAUGAAAAACGUCUGCCAAAAGAAAAGUUAUAUGCAGUUAGUAAAUAUGGGCCUGUACAGGAGUAUGUACGGAAGGCUGACUACGCAUUCUACCAAGCUUUAGUUGAAGUGCUUAUUCCAGAUGUGCUUAGACCUAUACCAAGUUCCCUUACACAGGCUAUUAGAAAUUUUGCAAAGAGUUUAGAAAAUUGGCUUAAAGGAGCUAUGGUUGGAGUCCCAGAGGACAUGCUCAAGUGCAAGGUUGGUGCUGUGAGUGCAUUUGCUCAGACAUUACGGAGAUAUACAUCCCUAAAUCAUCUCGCUCAGGCAGCACGUGCAGUGCUUCAAAACACCUCACAAAUCAACCAGAUGCUUACAGAUCUCAACAGGGUAGACUUUGCCAAUGUACAGGAGCAGGCCUCAUGGGUUUGUCAGUGUGAUGAUAGUGUGGUACAACAACUCCAGGAAGACUUUAAGAAGACUCUAGAGUGUCAGAAUUCUCUAGAGGAUUGGGCCCAGUGGCUAGAGGAGGUUGUUAACCAGGUGUUAAAACCACAUGAAGGCAGCGACAAUUUUCCAAAGGCUGCACGGCAGUUUUUAUUGAAAUGGUCAUUCUAUAGCUCAAUGGUGAUAAGAGAUUUGACUCUACGAAGUGCAGCGAGUUUUGGUUCUUUCCAUCUGAUCCGACUUCUAUAUGAUGAGUACAUGUUUUAUCUGGUAGAACACAAGGUGGCCGCAGCAACAGGGGAAACUCCCAUAGCUGUUAUGGGUGAAGUAAGACAGUUCAUAGACCUGAGUAGUGCUGUUAUGCUGAGUUCCCUGGAAUCUGAAAAGCCACUUCCUGUGAUCAAGACACCAGCUACUAAUAUGGCUGUUUCUAAUACAGCUACAGCCCUUAUGAACAAAUCAACACUGGAAACUUCCUCAAGUGCCAACACAACUACACUCAUGGUUCUCAAUUCAGGAAACACCCCUGGUCAAGGUGUAAAUGGAAACAUUAUAGUAACAGCAGCGCCAGGAACAAACCCUUCCACUGUUACAGUGCGAACAGCAGCAGGAACUCCAAUACAGGGUGCUAAGACCAUUGUAGUCAUGCCAGUCUCUAACUCAUUAGGUUCUGGGGACUCCCAUUCACAGAAUGUGAAACGGUUAAAAGUAGAAUAGUCAUUUAUAAGUGAUAUUUAAGGAUGCUAAUAUCAAAGAAUCCUGGAGUGUUCAGAGGAGAUGCUAUUGAUGAGAAAAACAAGCAAUGUUUUGUCAACAGAAUUCAGUCAUUUUCCCCAUUACAAAUAACAAUGAGAAUGUUACAGGACAUGUUUCAUAGUUCUUUUUAUAUUUAAUCUUUGAUUCAUAUUCAUGUAAAUAUCUGCAAUGGUCUAUUCCCUCCUAAAUUAAUCUGUAUAAAUGGCUUGAAAUGAUGUACAUACUUGUAAAAACGAUGUUUAAUUUAAUAGUUUUAAAAUGACUUUUAUAAUUUGUACAUGAUUUCCCAGUGUUUCCUUGUAGACUUGCCUCUGACCUGUCCCCAUGAUAUUUUUGUCUCCAAUUUCACUUGUUAAGGCCUGUGUGUAUUUUAUUGUUAUUACAACAUGAUAGGGUUUUAUCUUGGGUUUUUAUUUGUUAUUCAGGUCAACAAAAGUAGGAUGCACUUUCUUUUCAUAUGUCAUUAUUUUCUUUUCUGAUAGAAUAAUUAUUUACUUGCUUGCCAUUUAGAUGUUUAUUUGCUUACAGUUGCUACUGAUAGAAGAUAUUUUGUUUGAAUAUAUUUCUACCUUGUUUUUAAUGGAUGAUAUCUAAUGGUUGGUAUUUUUCCUCAGAGAUCCGAAAGUCCACUAGUGAACCACACCAAUACAGUUUCAUAUUCUAUGCAUCAAGCCAGUUAAGGAUAGUUUGAUAACUACAGAUGAGCGCAUAAAUGCAAUGUAUUUUUUAGCAAAUGAACUAAAUGCAUAGUUCUGUCCAGAAUUUGUUUGGGAUGCUGUUGGAUCUUAAGAUUUUUGUACAAUUUUGGAUGUUACAUGAUAUAAAUCAUCAGAUUUUUUGUGUAUGAUACUAAUUUUACACUUGUUCUUCCAAACACUACUUCACUAGUAUUGAAGUUUGCAUUGAAUUGGUAAAGGGACGGUCUUUUAAAGAAAUAUUCUUGGCUGAUCAAUUUUAAUUUGACAUGAUAAUUUUACACCAAAAGGGUUUCAUAUUCAUUGACACUAAAAACAUGCCUGUAGUAUUAGUAAUAUUUAGAGUAUCUGGUAUCAGGAGUGACUCCUUAAAAUUUUUGUAAUAAUUUAUUAGCUCACCUGGCCCAAAGGGCCAAGUGAGCUUAUGCCAUAGCGCAGCGUCCGUCCAUCUUCCGUCCAUCCUGCGUCUAUCAACUUUUCAAUUAGACAACUUAUUAUGAAAAACCGAAAGGCGAAGGGUUUGCGAAAAAAAAUAACCUUGACUCAUAUUCAAGGUCACAGAGGUCAAAUGUGUUUUAACCUUUAAACGACUUCUUCAAAAAAAUACCGGAAGGCCUGGAAUCAUUAUAUUUGGCUGGAAGGUUCCUUUGAUGAAGCCAAAGAAAGUUAGCGAAAAAAAAAAUUGACCUUGACCCUGAUUCAAGUCAAAUGUGUUAAACCUUUGAACAACUUCUGAUUAACCUAAAGGCCUGGGACCAUAUUAUUUGGCCAAAAGGCUCCCUUAAUGGUGCCCACAUAGUGUGUGAAAAAAUAGUCAUAUUGCUUUAAAGCGACUAUAAUUUUAAAAAACACUACAAUAAAACGUUCUAUUUUCCAAUAGUAUUUUAAAAAACUAAGACUUUCUGUUAAUUACUAAAAUUAAAAGUCACUGCAACCAUUUUUAUUGAUAUCUAAAAAAAUAAAGAAUGUAAACAUUGCUGUCCUGAUCUAAUUCAUACAUUACCACUCGUAACCCUGAUGCUGCACAUGCGUAUAUGCCUAGAAAGAAGAAAUAUUUUGUCGCAAAUACGAAAAAGCGACGAGGAAAGAUGAAGGAGGAUCUUGGACUGAAUAGGGAUUCAGAAUUUGCGAAGCUGCUGCUUGACUGGUUAGCUUAGUGUGAGCCCUAUAUUUGUAACGUAUCCGCCUGUCGUUGAUUAUAAUCGAAUGUUUGACACGUGAAUAUUUUAUGAACAACACUACUAAAAGUGUUAUCUGAUAAAUGUUGAAUGAAAAUAGUUGGAUUAUUCGCUUGAAUUUACUAUCGACAAUGUGUGUUUGCAAGGUGGGGCCCAAUUGGGGGUAUUCGUUCUAAGUGUAAAAAUAUGAUGGUACUGGUGUUACUGUAAGAAUAACCACCGUGAUGAUAAACAUAGCCUUCAUCAUAAACAGUGCAAUAUUUAUUAAUGUGUACAGACAAAGUAUCAAUUCCUGUGCAUUUCUGCACAUUGAGUUUAGCGCCCCGAUUGACAUAGAUAAUUCUCGCACGACAAAGCCAAAACGAAAUGAAUUACUAAGAUUGAUUGUUAAAAAUUAUAUAUUAUAACACUAUGGAAUCAUUUUCUGCUUAUGAGAAUUAGCAGAAAGGUGCUAAAGCAAGUGUCAUACAUAAGACAUGUGCGUUUGUUUAGCUCCUAAUCUAUUUUUUCUUUGAGGCAGAAGUAAAUGACUCGGCUUUCUUCGUAAUCAACUGAGCGUGUACAUGUUUAUAAAUAAUAGUCAAGAUAAAUAAUGUCCGGACACGCCGAAAAUAUGUACAAAACAUCAAAUUUGAUGUUAUAGGCAAGUGUAUCACUUUAUUAUGGAUAUAUUUUAUUAUUCAUAAGCCGAAUUCUCCAUUUCCUGAUGUUGAAAUCUAUGGUAAUAUAGUACUGUUGGUCAUAAAGAUCCAGGUGAGCGAUACAGGCCCUCUGGGCCUCUUGUUUAUAGAAAUGAUGUCUAAAUUACAAAGCAAUUCCAGCUUUACAAGAAAGUCUUGUACCUCUUUUUGUCAUCAAUCUUCUGAACAUUUUAUAGAAAAUUACCAGGUAAUUAAACAAUAUUUUACUUGUACCUAUUCUCCUUUUGGAGUACAGUAUCAUGAAUUUUGUUGACCUGGUAAACUUCACAUUAACCACGACUUGGAAUGAUGGGCAGUGCCAUACAGUUAAUUGACACAAACAUGACAAAUAUUCAGAGACAACUAUUUUCUGUUUGUUUAUUGUAGGUUUUGUAUUACUCUCAUAUAUAUAGUCAACACCUGUUGUUUAAAGUACAAAUUAGUGUUUUAUGUCAAAUUAGGAUGUGUUUUCUAUGGUUUCCUCCAUAUACAAACGUUUUAUUUAUUUGUAUUUAUUAGAAACUUUGAUGAUGACUUUGCUACUUUCAUACCAGUUUUUGAGAUUUUCUAAAUGUGUUCAUAUGUGAAAAUCAACACAAAUGUUGGAUCUACAGAUUGAAGAAAAUCAGAGAAAUUUAUUUUUGUGACACCAUUGAAUAAAUAAAAAGGUUAAUUGAAAAAAUAAGAAUCAAUAUAUGUACACAAAGAAUAAAGUUGUUGACUAUAGAG